CUUCACUGAUCAAGCACAAAAAAAAAAAACACUCAUCUCUGAACUUUUUCCAUUCUCUCUAUAAAAAAUUAUUGCUGCGUUUUACUGUUUACACUCUGUCGUUUCACAAAACAGAGUCGUCUCGUCUCCUUGUCUUGAAGACUUGAAGUGAUUUUGGAUAAAAAUGGAUGCCAGGGGUAAAAAGAGGCAGCUAGAGGAGGAAGAAGAGCAGGAUAAACGCUAUAAGUUUAAGAUAUUAUUACCUGAUGGAAUGACUGUAGAGUUAUCACUGAUAAACCCUGGCAGUGAGAUGAAGUUUCAGGAAUUUAUGACACGUGUGAAAAAUGAGUACAUUUCAUUGAAGAGACGUCAGGAAACAAAGAUUAAGAGACCUGUGAAUUGGAAUGGAGAAAAUGUGUACCUAGAGGAUGUUAAUGACAAUAAGUUUAGAAGCAGGAUUAAUUUUGGUUAUUUCAAGCCUUACAAAUGUCAUUUUUUGAAGUUUUAUGAUGGGUCUGCUGUUGAUAUUGAUCACUUGUAUCAGAAUAUGUGGGAUUUGACUCCUGAUACUGAUCUACUAACAGAGUUACCAGAGGAAUAUACUUUUGUAGCUGCGCUUGCAGACUUGAUUGAUAAUUCCUUGCAAGCAGUUUGGUCGAAUGGUAAAAAUGAUAGGAGAUUGAUCAGAGUUGACGUUAUGGAGGAUAAGAUUUCAAUCUUUGAUAGUGGUCCCGGAAUGGAUAAUAGUGAUGAAAAUUCUAUAGUAAAGUGGGGAAAGAUGGGUGCCUCACUUCACAGAUCAUUUAAGGCGAAGGCAGUAGGCGGUGAACCGCCGUACUUAAUGCCCUAUUUUGGCAUGUUUGGAUAUGGAGGACCUAUUGCAUCUAUGCAUUUGGGGAGGCGUGCAUUAGUGUCUUCUAAGACAAAAGAGUCAAGAAAAGUGUAUACCCUACAUCUUGAGAGAGAAGCUUUACUUAGCAAGUCCCGUACAGAACUAACUUGGAGGACUAAUGGAGGAAUGAGGAAUCCUUCGGCAAAGGAGAUUGAAGAAUCUUCCCAAGGAAGCUUUACAAAGGUUGAGAUAUUGGAGAUUAAAAUGAAAUAUCCGGACAUACGUCAACUCCAAUGUAGGUUGAAGGACAUCUACUUUCCGUAUAUUCAGUGUGAUGACCCAUCCAACAAAGGGAAGACUGUUACACCAAUUACUUUCCAGGUUAAUGGUGUUGAUUUAGCUGAGGUUGAAGGUGGGGAGGUCUCAAUUACUAAUUUGCACUCUUGCAAUGGCUCUGGAUUUGUAUUCCAGCUGCAUUUUAGUGUCAAACAAGAUAUGGACGGAACCAGAACUCCAGGAAAAUGUUCAAAGGCAUCUCAAAAAGCUAAUGCACAACUGAAGUGUUUUUAUUUUCCCAUUGUUGAGGGGAAGGAGAGUAUCGAGAACAUUUUAGGCAGGCUGAAAGAUGAAGGUUGUGGAAUUCCCGAAAAUUUUGAGACCUUUUCGCGAGUCUCAGUUCGGCGGCUUGGUCGUCUACUUCCAGAUGCCCGCUGGGCACGCCUUCCUUUUAUGGAAUUCAAUCAGAAAAAGGGAGAUAGGGCUCACUUGUUAAAGAGAUUUUGCUCAAGAGUUAAAUGUUUUAUUGAAACUGAUGCGGGUUUCAGUCCCACUCCUUCUAAGACUGAUUUAGCACAUCAUAAUCCUUUUACUAGUGCUUUGAAGAACUUUGGUAGCAAGAAGCUUGAUAAAGAGAAAGAAGUCAAUAUUCAAAUUUUCCGAGAUGGUAAACUGUUAAGUCCUUUAGUAUUUGAAAAGGAGUAUCAAGAAUGGAUUUUUCAAAUGCACGAGUAUGAUCAAGAAGUUGACUCCGGUGAGGAUGAUGCAGUGCUUGUUGUCAACCCGACAAACAAAAAGGGGCUUGGGAUUGCUUCUGAUGUUGUGAGAGUUCAUCAGGGUUUGAAGAGGAAAGGUGCAUUUUGGAAAUCUGGUCAAAAAAUAAAAAUUCUUAAGGGUGCUUGUCCAGGAGUUCAGAAAACCAACAUAUAUGCAACAAUAGAAUAUCUUCUGAUUGAAGGAUUCCAAGGAGAUGCUGGUGGGGACGCUCGAAUAAUAUGCAGACCGCUGGAUGUUGCGGAUGAUGAUGGCUGCACCCUUGCAGUGAAAGAUGGGAAUGCCAGUUUGAAUAUCCAUAGGUCUUUGUCACUACCUAUUAGUGUGGUUGAUUCUGGAAAGUGCAUAGCUGUUGAUACUGCCGAGUGGAAUAAUCAACUUGAGAAGCAACGUAUGAAAGCUCCCUCUAUUAUUGAUUUUCUGAGUGCAGAACAUUGUCGCGAACUGGAAGUUAAUGGGGCAUUACCUUUUAGUGCUACCGUUGAUGCUGGACAAGUUCCUCCAUCUGAAAUAGUGGCAGUUGUUCGGCCAGCCAGUUUCAUUUCUUCUAAUACUUCAAACAAUUUGGAUCAGAAGUAUAUUGUUAAAAGUAACUCAGAAAUGUCUAUGGGAGUUCAAUUCAGAAGAGACACUAAGGACCGCUGUGUAGAGCCUAUAUACUCUACCCGCAUAACUUCGUCAUGUCGUAAAGGAAUUGGUGGUUUAUAUAUUUUUUCACUGGUCCCGAUAUUAUCCAGAUUAUUUCGAGAAUCAGGUGUCUAUACAUUUUCCUUCUCACUUGUUGGUUCGAGUGUUGAGGAUUUUAAGAAAAGUGUGAAAGUUAGGGCAUCUUCAGCUGUGGGGAAAUGGAAACUCUUACAUGACAAUGGUAGUCGGCCAUGUACUAUGAGGGUUGGUUCAGCUUUUCAAACACUAGGUAUUGCAUGUUAUGACAAAUUUGGCAAUAGGAUGCCAUUUGUAUCACUUCCAGCAGUGACUGUCAAACUAAAUUUUCAUACUGGCCUGAGCUAUGAUAUAGAUAACGUUAAGACACGUCUAUCUUCUGAUAAGUUGACUCUAGAAGUAAAGGAACUGCUGAUUGAAAGCGCCAGGUUGGAUGAAAUACGGCCGAAUUAUGAAGCAACUUUGCUGAUAUGCCCCCAAGAUAACUUGGCUACACUCUCUGUUCAAUGUAAAGUCGUUCCGGGGUCAUUGGAUCAUGUUGUAGUCAAUCCACCAUUAUUGGAAAAACAAUUGCUUCCAGGUUUUGUGGUCAAGGAGUUGUUAUUAGAGAUGUUUGAUAAAUAUGGUAAUCAUGUUAGAAGCGGCUUAGGAGUUCAACUGAACUUGGAUGGCUUUCAAAUCCUUGACCAAAUAGGUUCAAACCGUAAGGUGGAUGAUAAAGGAUGCAUUGACCUCAGUGGUCUCCUGAAAGUGACAGCAGGUUAUGGAAAGACAGACAGCAUUCUGUUGCACUCUGCAGUGUCAAUUUCAGUUUCAUCUAAUGACAGAGUCAUUCUGAAGGAAGAAUUUCAAACUGGCAAGAGGGAGCUGAGACUGGCAUCAAAUAUGCCCGAAUCUUUAGUUGCUGGUUCUCAGCUGGAAAAUGUGGAAUUUCAAGUUGUCGACUCUGUGGGUGAUGUUGAUGAAACAAUUCAUGAUGAAGAGAAAUUUAGCCAAUCUCAUACAUUAAAAAUAAUUUCAAAUACAUUUGAUUCAGUUGGCAUCCAGUAUACUUUCAGAUUUGGAUGUGCCACUGUACCUGUUAUUCCCGUACCUGCAAAUGAAGGAAACUAUAGCUUCACAGCUGCUCACACCCGUUAUCCAGAAUUACAAUUGAGUUUCAAUGUGUCUGUCACAGAAAAUCUGGACUAUAAUGAAUUUCAGUCUCCUUGUUCAGAUAGACAGGUCUUACUGCUCCAGGAUUCGGCAUCGCUUAAGCAUUUAGGAAAUUUGACUCCACAUGACAAUGAAGGAAACUUAAUGCUGUCUAUCGUAAACACUGGGCAGCCUCUUCAGGAUGAGAUUGGCAAGUACGGUGAGCGAAUUGGAGACUAUGAAAAGAAACUAAAAUUGCUUGAUGAUAUGAAGCUUGAUCGUGAAUCAAGCUUAUCAAAGCUGCAAGCUUCUAUUGGACCUGAAGAGUUCAGUUAUAUGAGCUCUGUAUCAACAAAGGAGGAAAUUACAGAACAAAUUAAGAGCAGGAGUCAUUCUGCAGCUGCCAAGAUUUGCAGUCUUUCCAUAGAUUUUCCAUUUCAGGAAUCUCAGAAUCAUUUCAUGCAGGACAUAGUUGGUUUGGUUGCUUUACUUGGAACAGUUGGCAAAAAGGGAUUAAGCAGGGUAUUAGCAGAGUACUUGGGUGAAGAUCAAAUGCUUGCCGUCGUUUGUCGUUCCUAUGAAGCUGCUACUGCUCUCGAGAAAUUCAUAACUUCUGAAAAAUCUACCUCUGGCCGAUUUCUGGUUAUAAGCCUUGAGGAUUUGAGGGUUUACAGAUAUGUGGAAGAGGAUGCACCACAGAGAACAUUAGCCUUUCCCGAGCCUAUGUUGCCAAGUGGGAAUGCACCUCCUGGUUUCGAGGGGUAUGCAGUGAAUAUGAUCCAUUUAGAUAUGGAGAUCAGAAGUGGCGGGCAUCGUCUGAGAGAGACGUUGUUCUACCAACUUCUUGGUGAGCUCCAAGUUUAUAAGAGCAAGGAGCAUAUGAACAAUGCUCGCGCUUGUAUUACACAAGGUGCUGUCUCUCUAGAUGGUGGAAUUAUAAGGGAGAAUGGAAUUAUUUCUCUUGGUUAUGGGAACCCCGAAAUUUGUUUUCCUGUCGAAAUGGAUCUUUCUCUAGAAAUGAUUGAGGUGAAGCUGCAAAUUGCAGAACUGAGGGAACAGUUGCAAGAGAUUGCGAAGUCAAUAGAGAAGGUGAGUAGAUUGCACGAGAAAGCUAUGAGAAAGUUCAAGAAGAGAAGUGCCCAGUUUGAAAAUUUUAUUGGUAGUUUGGACCAGACCAAAACUGAGCCUAACUAAGUCACAACAUGCUUCUUAUUUUGCCCAUAUCACUUGAUAUAUAAUGUUUUGGGGGUUAUUUACAAAUGAUAUGAAUAGAGAGAUUGGUAGAAAGUACUGUUGAUUAGAAUAACUGUGGUCUUCUGAUUUACCAAAUAGAGUCUGGAAGAAGAAGAAGAGGAGAGAUGAUAUGUUUAUCAGUUUAAUUUGUAUAUUUGGUAGCGAAUUGAUUGGAAUUUAGUUGUUAAUUAUUACUUAUAUAAAUUAAUUAAGAUAUAGCAUCCA
Messenger RNA from Mercurialis annua (annual mercury), 5116 nucleotides. RefSeq names its product structural maintenance of chromosomes flexible hinge domain-containing protein GMI1. Lineage: Eukaryota; Viridiplantae; Streptophyta; Magnoliopsida; Malpighiales; Euphorbiaceae. The coding region runs from base 164 to 4852 and encodes 1562 amino acids. The transcript has 37 exons. Gene Ontology annotation, molecular function: ATP binding; protein binding. Gene Ontology annotation, biological process: chromosome organization. Gene Ontology annotation, cellular component: chromosome. The record is from RefSeq and is a predicted model, not a curated record.